Suillus bovinus is the source of this 1008-nucleotide messenger RNA. RefSeq lists its product as uncharacterized. NCBI's taxonomy places the organism in Eukaryota, Fungi, Basidiomycota, Agaricomycetes, Boletales, Suillaceae. The coding region runs from base 220 to 870 and encodes 216 amino acids. The record is from RefSeq and is a predicted model, not a curated record. The transcript is spliced from 4 exons.
CUGAAUCAAAACUUUACAUCAAUUCAAUUGUGUCACAGCUACCCUCAUCUAUACGCCUGUUAAUCUCCGUUUUUGAUCUAGAAGGUUUUGACGAUUGAACAUUGCGAGCGAGUCACUUCGUGGUUGGCAGGAUAGACUCCUCCAGUGCUACUAGUGCCAUAAAUUGACAAAUAUCUACAGUCUCACCCAAAUUCCUAUAUUCCUUGCCUGACUGCGAAAAUGCGCGACAAACUGCUGACCACCCCCACAAUAGCUUGGCCCAGAGAACCAUCACGUUUGAUGGUUUUCACCGAUUCAAAUGAUGACGCCGAACCCGCUCUCAAUAAAUCGGGUGAAACAAGGCAAAUUCUAAACUACGCGAACUUCGAGAUUGCCACUGCCCUUAUGUCUCUAGCACACUUCCGUCGAACUAAAACCGUACCAGUCAGGCAUGGAAGAACUUUUAAUACAAAUACAAGCUAUGCGCGCUACGGUCAUUCUGCUAAACCCCACAGCCGAAAGGCAUUGCAAGUCGAUCGAGAGCAAGCUCUUGCAGAUCCUUGCACCCUACAAUCCUUGCACACUGUUGCUCGACAGGUUGUCUCGAUGCCGUUGGCUGAUCCAAGCUUUCACCAUAUGGAUAUACUACCAGCCGGUAUGCCGACAUUAAUGCCACGAGAUCGUUGCGGGUGGUCACAGGCAACUGACCUCUGCAAUGAUGUUGUGUCUGCUAAUACCCUUGUCGUUCAUAUGCGCAAGCAUGUUGGAGGAUUCUCGCACUGUCGCGUUUACUGCUCCUGGAAUGGAUGUGGCAAGCUCAUGAGGACAGAUUGUCUUGUCCGCCACAUACGCGAAAUUCAUCUGCAUAACAAACGCCGCGCUCACUACUAAACAACUUCGUAUCGACACAUCGUGUGAUAAUACGUAGUAAUACUUACUCGUGGGGUUCGCUGGUAGACGCGCGCUUCAAGCCUGUUUCCCGAUGCGGUUGUGCGGCGGCCUGUGUCUUAAGCAUAAAUAGAACUUCCA